CCCCAUCUGUUUUGAUAUGAUUGAAGAAGCCUACAUGACAAAAUGUGGACACAGCUUCUGCUAUAAAUGUAUUCACCAGAGCUUGGAGGACAAUAACAGAUGUCCCAAAUGCAACUAUGUCGUGGACAACAUAGAUCAUCUUUAUCCCAACUUCUUAGUCAAUGAACUUAUUCUUAAACAGAAGCAAAGAUCUGAGGAGAAAAGACUCAAAUUGGACCAUUCAGUGAGUAGCACCAAUGGCCAUAGGUGGCAGAUAAUUCAAGACUUGUUGGGGACUGAUCAAGACAAUCUUGACUUGGCCAAUGUCAACCUGAUGCUGGAGCUGCUGGUGCAAAAGAAGAAGCAGUUGGAAGCAGAGUCCCAUGCUGCCCAACUGCAGAUCCUCAUGGAAUUUCUCAAAGUUGCCAGGAGAAACAAACGAGAGCAAUUGGAGCAGAUCCAGAAGGAGCUAAGUGUUCUGGAAGAAGAUAUUAAACGAGUAGAGGAAAUGAGUGGCUUGUACUCGCCAGUGAGUGAGGACAGUACGGUGCCGCAGUUUGAGGCUCCCUCCCCCUCACACAGUAGUAUUAUCGACUCCACAGAGUAUAGCCAGCCUCCAGGCUUCAGUGGCAGUUCCCAGACCAAAAAGCAGCCAUGGUAUAACAGCACACUGGCUUCACGACGCAAGCGGCUCACGGCUCAUUUUGAGGACCUAGAGCAGUGCUAUUUUUCCACCAGGAUGACACGUGUCUCGGAUGACAGCAGAACCACAAGCCAGCUGGAUGAGUUUCAGGAGUGUCUAUCCAAGUUCACGCGCUACAAUUCUGUCCGACCCCUGGCGACGCUCUCUUACGCCAGUGACCUCUACAAUGGCUCCAGCAUCGUGUCCAGUAUCGAGUUCGACCGAGACUGUGACUACUUUGCCAUCGCUGGGGUAACAAAGAAGAUUAAAGUGUAUGAGUAUGGUACAGUCAUUCAGGAUGCGGUGGAUAUUCACUACCCUGAGAAUGAAAUGACCUGUAAUUCCAAAAUCAGCUGUAUCAGCUGGAGUAGUUACCACAAGAACCUGCUAGCCAGCAGCGACUAUGAAGGCACCGUCAUCCUCUGGGAUGGAUUCACGGGACAGAGAUCCAAGGUCUACCAGGAGCAUGAGAAAAGGUGCUGGAGUGUUGACUUUAACUUGAUGGACCCAAAGCUAUUGGCUUCAGGCUCUGAUGAUGCCAAAGUGAAGCUGUGGUCUACCAACUUGGACAACUCAGUAGCAAGCAUCGAGGCCAAGGCUAAUGUGUGUUGUGUCAAAUUCAGCCCCUCUUCUAGGUAUCACCUAGCUUUUGGCUGUGCAGAUCACUGUGUUCACUACUAUGAUCUUCGCAACACUAAGCAGCCAAUCAUGGUGUUCAAAGGGCAUCGCAAGGCAGUCUCCUACGCAAAAUUUGUGAGCGGGGAAGAAAUCGUCUCUGCGUCAACAGACAGUCAGCUGAAGCUGUGGAACGUAGGGAAGCCUCACUGCUUGCGCUCCUUCAAGGGUCACAUCAAUGAGAAGAAUUUCGUCGGGCUCGCGUCCAACGGAGACUACAUCGCCUGUGGAAGUGAAAAUAAUUCCCUUUACCUAUACUAUAAGGGCCUUUCAAAAACGUUGCUGACAUUCAAGUUUGAUACAGUCAAAAGUGUCCUGGACAAGGAUCGGAAAGAAGAUGACACAAAUGAGUUUGUGAGUGCUGUAUGCUGGAGGGCGCUACCAGACGGGGAGUCCAAUGUGCUGAUUGCUGCUAACAGUCAGGGUACAAUUAAGGAUAGCAGGGAGGGUAAGAAAGCGCAGACAGUCUUCACGAGUCACAGUCACGCCAAGCUGUCGGGAUUGCUGCCAGAGCUCGUUAAGCUGGAGAGCGAAAUCGGUGUUAAAAGCGCAGGAGGACUGCGUGGUCUUCUCGCAAACUUUGGUGACAGAGCAGAAAAGAAAAGCAAGUCUGAUCUUGGGAUUAUGAACAGAGAAGCAGGAGCCUUCUGGCAGAACUGGGGACAGAUCCUGUCCUCAUUCAACGUUGGUGCCUGUUUCUAG
Molecule: messenger RNA, 2038 nt
Organism: Apaloderma vittatum (bar-tailed trogon)
Lineage: Eukaryota; Metazoa; Chordata; Aves; Trogoniformes; Trogonidae
Gene: COP1
Product: ring finger and WD repeat domain 2, E3 ubiquitin protein ligase
Exons: 20
Biological process (GO): proteasome-mediated ubiquitin-dependent protein catabolic process
Molecular function (GO): ubiquitin protein ligase activity; protein binding
Source: RefSeq, a predicted model, not a curated record